CUCCUCCACACAUACUCAGGGUUGGAGCCCCACCCAUCAUUUGGCUCAGAUCGCUCACGUAGGCUCAAAUCACUUGUUUAGUUCUCUACAGUGGGGAAGAAAACUUAGGGGUUCCUCCUCUGGACAUCUGGAACCUCGUCUGGAGUUCUGCUCUGUCGCUACAGCCCAGCACUUUCUGUCGGUUUGGUCUUAGAAGAAAACAAAAGACUUGCAGGAUGCCUUUUGGGGGAGGAAACAAGUGUGGCGCCUGUCAGAAGACCGUGUACUUUGCAGAGGAAGUGCAGUGCGAGGGGAAGUGCUUCCACAAGAGCUGCUUCCUGUGCAUGGUAUGCAGGAAGAACCUGGACAGCACAACAGUAGCUGUGCAUGAAGAUGAGAUCUACUGCAAGUCCUGCUACAGCAAGAAGUAUGGGCCAAAAGGCUACGGCUACGGAGGAGGAGCUGGAACACUAAGCAUGGACAAGGGAGAGUCUCUGGGGAUCAAGCAUGAGGAACAAGGUGAACACCGCCCCACAACUAACCCAAAUCCGUCCAAAUUGGCUCAGAAGUUUGGGGGCUCGGAUAGUUGCCCACGGUGUGGCAAGGCCGUCUACGCUGCUGAGAAAGUCAUUGGUGCUGGCAAUUCAUGGCACAAGACCUGCUUUCGCUGUGCAAAGUGUGGCAAAGGUCUGGAAUCCACAACCCUAGCUGACAAGGACGGAGAAAUCUAUUGCAAAGGAUGCUACGCCAAGAACUUUGGGCCUAAAGGCUUUGGGUAUGGCCAAGGAGCUGGAGCAUUGGCACACGCUCAGUAGAUCCCUGGGGAGGCAGUUCACCAUGAGGAAGUCACACCCCAAGCCAAGCCACAGUCACCUUAUCUUCCACUAGAAAUUCAAGUCUGUUUUUCCAAAUGACACUCCGUUCUCUUUGCUGUUAUGGGACCAAUGACAUUUCAGGGGCUUUCAAAACUUUUUUUUAUGUUCUCCUUGUGUUUUUUUUGUUUGGCUGCAAAGUGCUGAUGUUUGCUGCAAAAAGUAUGCCAUGAUUGUCAACUACAUUCCAGCUGUCACCACUAACAAUAGCAUAAGUACAGUAUCUUCACCUGCAUGUGUUGCACUUACAGUACCUUAUGCAAAAGGUAAGAUUGUGUAUACUUCCUUUCAUUCCAGAGCAUAUGAUCAAGGCUUGGAAAUAAAUAACUAAUAUGUAAUGUACUGAUCAAACCAUUAUGCCUUUUGCAUACUGUAUGUACAGUUAUGCCUAUUGUAAUAUUACAUCAUGAGACUAUAAAUUAAUUAUUAAAUAUUGCCAGACUGUCA
Messenger RNA from Clupea harengus (Atlantic herring), 1298 nucleotides. RefSeq names its product cysteine and glycine rich protein 1a (gene csrp1a). Gene Ontology annotation, biological process: sarcomere organization; muscle tissue development. Gene Ontology annotation, molecular function: structural constituent of muscle; actinin binding. The record is from RefSeq and is a predicted model, not a curated record. NCBI's taxonomy places the organism in Eukaryota, Metazoa, Chordata, Actinopteri, Clupeiformes, Clupeidae. Gene Ontology annotation, cellular component: cytoplasm; Z disc; nucleus.